Molecule: messenger RNA, 801 nt
Organism: Neoarius graeffei (lesser salmon catfish)
Lineage: Eukaryota; Metazoa; Chordata; Actinopteri; Siluriformes; Ariidae
Product: proline-rich transmembrane protein 2
Exons: 4
Coding region: 1-801 (266 amino acids)
Cellular component (GO): membrane
Source: RefSeq, a predicted model, not a curated record
AUGGAUCUGAACACAGACACCAACGCGUCAACUACUGCCCUAAAUGUAGAGCAGGAAGAAGAGCAGCAACAAACUGAACAAGUGACCGAUCAACAACCAGAUGAUGUGUCUGGCCAGACCCCCAUAUUAUCUCAGCCAGUGAAGACUGAGCAUCAAGAUCCCCCUACUGACUCAGAGUCCACUCCUGCUCCAGAAAGCUCAGUCCAGUUGAAUGGUCUGGUCAAAGAUCACCUGUCAGUCAUCGAUGAAAAGAUGGAAACAAGUAAUGGAGUCUGCCCUAAUGCUGUAGAUGCUUCUCCUCCUACCUCUUCCCGUUCUUCUCCCCCUCGUCACCAUCAUGCUAAGACAGGCCAUGCUCAUGCUAAUGGCCAUGCCCGCCUUGGCAGCCGCUCGGGUUCAUUGAGCCAUGCUGGGUCGCCUCGCCCCUCACUCAGCCGCCAGCCCAGUACUCUCACCGAGAAUGCAGUAGAUGGCACCAAGCCCAGUGAUUACCUUAUCCUGGCCAUACUUGCCUGCUUCUGCCCUCUCUGGCCUAUCAACAUUGUCGGCUUGACCUUCUCAGUUAUGUCUCGGUACAGUCUGCAACAAGGGAACAUUGAUGGAGCACGGCGUCUUGGCCGUAAUGCGAAGGUCCUCUCAAUCGUCUCUCUUGUGGGUGGAUUUAUCAUUAUUACUGCCACCAUUGCUAUCAACUGGGGAUUUUAUUACAGAAUCCACAUGCUGCUUAGUGACAUUCAGAAGGAGGACUCAUUCAAUGUUUCAGUGACACCAGCAGAGUAUCAGUCUCUGGGUUGCAUUUGA